AUGGACGACUACCAGUUCCAGGACUUUGGUUGCGAGCCUUAUCAAGAUGAUUGGUCGACACGGCAAGCGAACAAUGUGCCUCAAAGCUGGAUUACGACACCGAACAUCUUCGACUGGGACACAGGAUUCCAGGAUCAUAUCAUUACGAACAACUACAUUCCUUCCGAGACUCAUGUAGGCUGGCUUAACCCGGUAAUGUCCGCUCCGCUUGGAGGGUUUGAGCUCUCGUGGGAUGAUGCUACACUCCAAGAUGUAACCAGCUACUCAAGUACCCCGGUCCCUGAGAUUGGCGUUGUUGAAAGGUUGGUCAUCCAAUACUGA
Alternaria arborescens is the source of this 321-nucleotide messenger RNA. RefSeq lists its product as hypothetical. The record is from RefSeq and is a predicted model, not a curated record. Bases 1 to 321 code for a protein of 106 amino acids. The transcript has 2 exons. Lineage: Eukaryota; Fungi; Ascomycota; Dothideomycetes; Pleosporales; Pleosporaceae.